This is a messenger RNA of Ciona intestinalis (vase tunicate), 1326 nucleotides long. It is a transcript of the gene zf(cchc)-24, whose product is annotated as zinc finger (CCHC)-24. Gene Ontology annotation, molecular function: zinc ion binding; RNA binding. The record is from RefSeq and is a predicted model, not a curated record. NCBI's taxonomy places the organism in Eukaryota, Metazoa, Chordata, Ascidiacea, Phlebobranchia, Cionidae.
AUUCGAAAAGAAGAUGUGCGUGCAACAAACAGAGACAAAGUUGAAAUUUAUAAAUCAUUUCGUCCUGGAGAUAUUGUGGUAGCAAGAGUUUUAUCACUUGGUGAUGCUUUGUGUUAUCUUUUAAGCACUGCUGAAAAUGAACUUGGGGUGGUAGUUGCAUUGAGUGAGAACGGAACAGCAAUGAUUCCACUUGCACACGAUCAAAUGCAGUGCCCGAUAACACUGCUUAAGCAAUUUCGUAAAGUUGCGAGACCACAAUCUAAACACAUAUCUUUUCCAGAAAAUUCUAAAAGUGCAUUGACUAAUGAGUCUACUGUUUCUUGAUAACCAAUAUUUUUGAAUGUCCGUUGUAUUUGUUAAAAAAUAGCCUAUGCUGGGUGUCAGUAGGCUACGUAUAAAGUUUGUGUAUAAAUAACAUGCAACAAUUUUUCAAGGUUUUUAGAUUUUUACUGUAAAAUGGCGAGAGAUACAAAAAUUUAUGUCGGAAAUCUGUCAUCUUCGACCACUAGAGGAGAUCUUGAGUAUGAGUUUGAAUAUUAUGGCAGGCUUAUAAAUGUGUGGGUUGCGAAAAGUCCACCCGGGUUUGCUUACGUUGAAUUUGAGGAUCCAAGAGAUGCUGAUGAUGCAAUAAAAGGAUUAGAUGGAAAAGAAUUACACGGUCGGCGAAUUCGGGUCGAGCGAUCUCAUGGAAUGCCAAGGAACCGAGGAUCUGACAGGGAUCGUCCAUCGUUUGGAGGUGGACGCGGGGGAGAUGGGGGAGGAGGAUCACGAAGAGCAUUUCAUCCGUCGGAUCGCUGUUACAACUGUGGGGAGACUGGUCAUUAUGCUUAUGACUGUGAUCUCUAUAAUAGAAGACGUGGUGGCGGGGGAGGUCGCAGCGAUCGUCGACGCCGGUCUUAUUCAAGGUCCCGGUCGCACUCACCACGCCGUAGAGGAAGACGGUCACGUAGUUAUUCUCGGUCACGAAGCAGGUCACGCAGACGUAGUUAUUCUAGGUCAAGAUCCAAGAGUUAUUCCCGCUCACGAUCUCUAUCUGCCGAUCGAAGAUCAAGAAGUAAAACUCCAAAGAAGAGUCGGAAGGAUAGUGUUGGAGAUGACGAGAUUAGAAAUGGUGAAAAAAGUGUCUCUAGGUCCAGAUCACGCUCAUGAGUAUAAUUAACUGGAAUGAAAAGUUCAGUCUACGGUAGCAAACUACUUCAUAACACCCCUGUUUUGUAGAUAUGUUCUGUGUGGUUUUGUACUUUUGUACAGUAAUUCGCUCUGGAACCUUGUUUAUAAAAACUGUAAUGUUCAUUGAAUCGUUAAUUAAUAAACCAGUUUACUGUA